AUGGCCGCCAUCAACCCCGCGGUGGUGCUGCCAGAUAGCCUGGGGACUUCGCUCGGCCUGCCCGGCUACGCGCCAGGCUUAACGUUCGGAGAGGCGCUGCAGCACAUCGAAAACAUGAAGGCGAACGACCACCCACGCGUCCACGUCAGCAGGCUGGAUACGGCAGGGCACCGCGCAAUCGCCGAUCUACCCGCGCAGUUCGCGACGGGCAAGAUGAUCGUGCACUUCGCGGAUUACCUGGGCGACUACGAGGGCGACAUCCAAUGGGGAACUCUGCGCGACUGCGCGAAGACUUGCGACUUCAAGAACAUGCCCGAGCCCUUCUCCCUGAAGAAGGAGCCACCCGGCCAGUACUCCAUGCAGGUGAUGGGCUUCAUCCCCGACAAGUACACGUGCCCGUGCUGCGGUGGGAAUGACUAUGACGUCGUGCACCGCAAGGACAAGAGUGCCGUCUUCGAAGGCGCGCAGUGCAAAUCGUGGAUGGAUUUCCUGGAUGUGAUGACGACGCGGCUGUACGACUACCCCAAACUGAUCAUGGGGAAUGAGUCUGAGCGCCACCACUGCGUGAUCGAUAGGUGGGUUUCUACGUUUCAGACCAAGGUUGCAUCUGCGCUCCACGCGGCCAUGGCAUCGAACGGGUUCUGGCCGAAAACGAACAAGAAGCAGAAGCGGAAGAGGGGCGUUCAGGCGAAAUCCCGCGCCAGGGUCCGAGCGGUAGCCAAGGCGGCCGCCGUUCGGAGGAACGCUGGUGUCGGCCCCCGCAAGAAGAGCGAGAUCAAGAACUACAAGAUCGUCGCCCAAGUGGAUGAAGCGCACCUGAACAAGCGGAAGCCUGGUCGACUCGCGCGAGCGGCGCGCCCCCAGAAAGAUCAGGUGUGGGCGUGGGGUGCAACUGUCCAGGGCCGCCCUGAUGUCUGGCUCUUCCGAGUCCUCGACCACCCCCUGGACGCCUUCAACGGCAAGCCGCGGGGGCGCGACGAGAUGCUGACGAACAUGCACCUUCUCCUCAAGAAGGGCACUGUGCUGGUCAGCGACUCCUGGGGCGCCACGAUCUCGGCCGUGAAGGAGUUCAAGAAGCUCAAGCGCUGGACGGCGAAGGACCUGCGCCACGAGCUCGUCGCGCACUCUGCAGGCGAAAUUGUGAACCCGAACGGGUUCACAACCAACGGCAUCGAGGCCGUGUGGUCCGUGGUCAAACGCUGGGUUCGCCGCCGCUGCGGCGGUAGAAUGCCGAGUCACUCGGACCGCGAACAGUGGCGCGCGCAGCUGGCGGAGCUGCAGUGGCGUAAGAUGAACGCGCACAAGACGUUGGAUUGGGGACAUACGUACUUCGUGCCGUUUGCCGCCCUUGCCGCCGCCUGCAAACCGCUCGAGUGA
Messenger RNA from Prorocentrum cordatum, 1377 nucleotides. The record is from the annotation of a GenBank genome assembly. Lineage: Eukaryota; Dinophyceae; Prorocentrales; Prorocentraceae.